Volvox carteri f. nagariensis is the source of this 1959-nucleotide messenger RNA. RefSeq lists its product as uncharacterized. Lineage: Eukaryota; Viridiplantae; Chlorophyta; Chlorophyceae; Chlamydomonadales; Volvocaceae. The transcript is spliced from 12 exons. Bases 199 to 1959 code for a protein of 586 amino acids. The record is from RefSeq and is a predicted model, not a curated record.
UUUGCCUGUAGCUUCUCUCCACUGCAGGCUUUCCCCGAACGCGUUGCUUCUGGAGCUCGUGCUGCAUGUCCACUAUUGAUUAGCUUGUCGAUCUGUUCGCAAGCACGCUUGAGCUUUUAAAUGUUGCCCACUGGACGGGGGGCCUGAGCCCUUGACUUUGGGUGUCUAGGGGGGCGGCUGCAAGGGUGUAGAGGAAAAAUGGCAGCCCAACCAUCCGCCCCCGCGUCAGGCUCAUGGAGUUUUGAUUUGGUUGGUCAGCUGAAGCGGAAGUUUGGCGUUGGAGCUCAGAACUGGGAUCGUUUCGCGUCGGCGGCUGACAGCGCGAAUGAAAACUUGCGGUUGCCACCAAGCGGUGCGCAUGUGACGUUGAAGGAUCUUGCACGGGACCCGUCCACUAUCUCCGUCAACGCGAAGGAUGAACCUGCAAUACGGUCAGCCAUUGAGGAUGACAGUGGUUGGGUGGGAACCCCCGACCCAACGAAGUUUGCACCCGGCACCUCCGAGCUUUCCCCUCGCGAGCUGAAGGAGGAAAUCGACAAGGGAAAUGUAAUGCUAUGGAAGGACUUUAAAAAAGCUGUUUCGGAGCUGACCGGCGAAGACCGUGAGGCGCUGCUGGCAGAAGCGCAGAAGCGCAUUUUGCAGGAACAGUACUUCUUCACCCUUAAGGAUGGCUCCAAGGUUUCCCUGUGGGACGUCUACGAGUACGUUGAGAACAACCCAGAGCUUCAGGCGAUGUACGAGCGGCGUCGCGACUUUCAGGUUGCGAAUCCGGAUGAUCCGGCUGGCCGGCCGCUCCCUGCGCAGGCCGCGUCAGGAUUGGAACGCAGCGCUUCGUUGCCUGAGGCGGUACUGGCGCCCGAGGAGGCGAACGAGCUGGAGCUGGACUGGGGUCACAUUGGAAGAGGAGCGCUCUGGCGACGGCGACCCACCAGGUGGCUGCGGGGAAUGGACGGCGUCAAGGACUGGGACGUAGAGGUUUACGCGCAUGAGCCCAUGGCCAACCAGGUGCUGGGGCGGAAGUACGGUGGCCGCGACCCGUACGCUGUGGUUCAAGAGCCGUCGUACGCACAUGACGUCGUUCGCUGCGGGCCGUUGCUCGGCAUGACGUUCGUGUUGACUGCAGCUCGGGACCUCCCACUUCAAGAGGUUGCAAGCGCUUGGCGCGACCUCUUGUCGUCUUACCUUCAACGCCAGAGCCCGUUGUCUGUACCACGCCGCUUACGGCCGUACGUGCUGGACACAACCGACUUGAACGGCGCCUCGUGGCCUCGGCGAUUCCUGGAUUGUUGUCAGCAGCAGGGUAUUAAAACUGUGUCGUCCGCUACGAAGGGUGAUGAGGCAGGGGACGACGAGCUGGGAGUAACUUGGCGGCAGAUGGAGCAAGAGGAACAUGGACAGUCGGUCCAGGCGGGCUUGCGGUUACUGCAGUCGUUGCCAGAGACUGUGUGCCCUGGCACCGACCCUUCUUCGGGGCCCCUGGCUGGAACCUCUUUGGUCGACGACACGGGACGCAGCUGGCGCAAGGGUGGCUCCUUGUGGCUGACACUCGAGCCGGAGGGCGAAAUCAUCCUGCAGGCUCAGAGCGCCGGUCUUGUGGGUGAGCAGGAGUCCUACCUGCUCACUCGGCUGGAGCGACAGGAAGCUUUGUCGGGCGCUGUGAUGGACGCCUUCCUCGGGCCGCAGCCUGUGGACCCCUUCAUGGCGGCCUCGGCCAGGUCCCUGCUGCUGCUACCAGCGAAUGGCUUCACGGCUGGGAACCGGAACCGAGACCCGAACCACCCGAUGUUUUCUGACCCGGUACGACGGCAGCCCAAGGUGCCGGCAGACCCGGGCGCCUUCCGCUUGGUUUCCCCGAGCCAGAUGGAGCGGCUCCAGCCUGGACAGUGCGGCACAAUCCUUUCAGGCAUUCGUGAGGUCACGGUCGCUGGCGAGCUUUUUCUUAGUGCAGACUUGCCCUGA